Messenger RNA from Letharia lupina, 2010 nucleotides. RefSeq lists its product as uncharacterized. The coding region runs from base 1 to 2010 and encodes 669 amino acids. NCBI's taxonomy places the organism in Eukaryota, Fungi, Ascomycota, Lecanoromycetes, Lecanorales, Parmeliaceae. The transcript has 2 exons. The record is from RefSeq and is a predicted model, not a curated record.
AUGUCGCUGACCUUCGCGCUACAGGCACUGCUCGCGCGCCAUGAGGCAUACAUCGCUGAAGCGGCGGGGGAGCGGCGCAGGAUGGUUGGGAGUAUCGAGAAGCUUGAAACAGACAAGAAGGAGUCGGAGGUCUCGAAUGCCCGGAUAAUAGAGGAGAACCGUUACCUACUGGACCAGCUGGAAGAGAUGAAUGAUACGGUCUCCAACUCCGACGCGCACAUCCUAUCUCUCAAUGCAACGCUUCAAUCUACACGCAAAGAACUCGAGCGACUCACGGUCCUUGCUGCGCAAACGUCACACUUCGAAGCACAGUUGGCAAGUCUGGAGUCGGAAGCAGCUGACCUUCAUCACCAAUUAAAGUCUAGGGAAGAGAAGGAGAAAACAGCGGUACAACGAUGGAAAGGCGCUGAGCGGACUAUCAGUACCUUACAAGAACAGGUGGAUCGAAUAGACAGGGAGGCGCGAGAAGAACGCUUGAGGCACGCUGAAGUUGUAAGGAGAUUUGAAAGGCGGAGGGCUGUCGAAAGGGAACUCGAGAACGCGGCUGGACACCUGAAAGGAGCGGCGGCCGCAACUACGCUUGGCGCUGACCGAAGCAGCAGCGUUGUCUCACAUUUUGUCAAGGAUAUCCUCCAGGACAAUGCCAACUUGCAAUUAGGAAUUGUGGAGCUGCGGGAGAUGCUAAUGGGUUCGAAUGAGGAGGUAGAGAACCUUCGAGAGCAAAUGAUGCUUCAUCAGCCUGUUCAGCCGCAUCCCGAACGACCUGGAUCCGGAGAAGACCUGAAUAACGAGCUUGCGAAGACGCUUGGAAACGAGGCUGUACUCCCACCUGACUUCCAUUUUCACCACCAUUAUCACGCCGCACCGAAAGUCAAGACUGCUAGAGAAAGGCCUGUUGGACUUGCAAGGACCAAGAAGCGGCGGAACAUUACCUCGCCUGGAUCUCGAACACCGUCUUCUGGUACUCAGACGCCUCACACACCACGAACACCCAGCGCUCACUCUAUGCAAGUCACAGCAGGCUCCUCUGCUGCAAUUAUCCUAUCACAAACAUCUGUCACUAUUCCUCCCAUUCAGUCGCAUCGAUGGUCAUCGCAGUCCUCGCACGCUCCUUCGUCUUUCCCAAGCUCUCCUCAAUCCGCGUUCAGGAACUCUUCGGUGUUUGACACCAUGGAUGAUAACAUGUACUCAUCAAGACCAACGACACCCGGGUCUACCGCUCUUGGAUCGCCCACUAUCUACCCCCGAUAUUCCAACCGUAACUCAGACGUCUCGACGAGGAGUCUAUCUGCACAAACAUCGUCUAGCGUACUCCAAAGCAUAUCAGGGGUACUGCGGGCCGCGAACCGAUAUGGCAUGGACGAGUCUACGGAGACUGUCAAAUUUCCUCCAUCAGAGCACAGCACCAUUCUAGAAGAGCCAGAAGAUGACACCACGAUUUCUUUCUUGGAUAAUCACUUUGACCCCAACAGAAAUGCCCGACAGACGUACUCUCAAUUGGAAGAAAUGUGCCCUCGAUUGCAUCGAGCCUCGUCACACGAAAGCAUACUACCAAGCCCGGGGUUCGACAUGCCCAAACUACGAAGCAAGGACUCGCAAGGCUUCAAUCCUCGAUCUUCACUCGGCCCGUCUGUCGCCUCUAUCGGCCCUGUGACAAGCUCCACCGCUGCCGUCGCUCAGGCAUCCAAACGCGAUCGGGGCUAUGACAGCAGCAACUACAAUCGCCUGCUUCUUAGUCAUGCUUCAACGAGCCCGGCCACGCCAGCGUCUACCACCACAGCUGAGAAGUCCACUUUGGGUAAACGUGUCGGCGGGUGGAUGUUUGGCAAGUGGGGCGAUGCUCCCACCAAAUCGAGUGGUAACCUUCGAGCCAUAGAUGCUUUGAGCGCUGCUGUCGACGAGAGAUGCAUAGACAAGAAGAAAGGCGACUCGGUUCGUGGUAGGAAGGCAGAGAAGCGGCUUUCGACUCAUGUGGAAGCAGACUCCGUCUACAACAUUGCAGGAAAGUAA